Molecule: messenger RNA, 340 nt
Organism: Lobosporangium transversale
Lineage: Eukaryota; Fungi; Mortierellomycota; Mortierellomycetes; Mortierellales; Mortierellaceae
Exons: 1
Coding region: 34-288 (84 amino acids)
Source: RefSeq, a predicted model, not a curated record
AAAAAAAAAAAAAAAAAAAACCCCCCAUUGAUUAUGACUACAAGCCCCCAAGCAAGCAAAAACACUGAAAAAAAGAGAAUCCUUUUUUCCUUUUUUUAUUUUAACGACCCUACCGUACUCUUGUCAUCGUUUCAUGUUCUGAGGUUGUUCAUAUUGUCACCUUUUUCUCCUCUUUUUCUUUUUCUUUUUCACGACUGCAUUCUUCUGGAUCCCUUCUUAUGUAUUUUUCCUCUUUUUCCUUUUCUUGUGAUGAUAUAUCUCCUCCACUUCCAACUUUUCCAUAUUUAACUUUUUCAUUUUAGACUAGAUUGUAAAGCAUUUUCACAUAAAAAAAAACGAU